This is a messenger RNA of Exophiala spinifera, 984 nucleotides long. RefSeq lists its product as uncharacterized. NCBI's taxonomy places the organism in Eukaryota, Fungi, Ascomycota, Eurotiomycetes, Chaetothyriales, Herpotrichiellaceae. The transcript has a single exon. The coding region runs from base 1 to 984 and encodes 327 amino acids. The record is from RefSeq and is a predicted model, not a curated record.
AUGGACAAAUUACCAGCGUUGGGCCGUGAUGUGGUCGGUUCAGCACCAGUUACCUUCCAGGCAUUUGGCGAUCUUUUACGCCGACCGGAACGUUUGGCAUUGCUCAACAGCACUCCAAGAGAGGUCCACCGCUAUGGCGACCAUGAGCGUCAAACCCUCGAUCUAUAUCGCCCUUCUUCAAGCUCGGGCCAAGAUAGACCGAUCUUUGUUUUUGUCCACGGUGGCGCCAAUGUCAGCGGGGGGAGCAUUGCGCCCGAGAUCCCAGGCGAAGUGGUGUACAAAGGUCUAGCCUUUUUUCUGACACAAGACAUGGGUUACGACGCCGUUGUGAUGAACUAUCGCCUGCUACAGCACGGUGCCGUGUUCAACAGCGGCGGACAAGAUCUCGACCUCGUCAUCAGAUGGAUUGAGGAGAAUCUUUGCACGAGAAGAGACAAACCGAGGACCUUGUUCCUCAUGGGCAACUCGGCCGGUGGUGUACAUCUAGCUGGGUGGCUCUUCGAUAAGCAGUUCACAGGAUCGACGCAACGAGUCACGGAGCCUUCAGCAAAGCUCUUUCUCAGCAGGGCGAUUAUUCUUAGUUCUACGCUGCUGGCAGAUCCGGACAACUCAUUCGUGACGCACAUGGUGCCUCAUCUAUUGAAAUAUUACACGACCCGCGAACUUAUCGUCCACAAUGCACCGAUCAAUUUGAUGCGAAGGAAGUACAGCAGUCACGCCAAAGAUGACAACGGGGCAAUCCUGCGCCGUCCAAAGCUAUUGCUCAUCGCCACCGAGUAUGAUCCUGUCUUGCUCAUAGACACGAUGAAGCAAUUGACGACAGAGUGGAAGGACGUCGGCGGACAAGCGGAAUAUUGGGAGCUUCCGGGCCAUAAUCACCUCAGUCCACCACUUGCCCUGGGCACAGGUGACAAGGCUGCUGAGGCAUGGGGUUUCGAGCUCGCAAAACGGCUUUCCGUUGAUCAUAGCUCCGAAAUCAUUUGA